Molecule: messenger RNA, 3261 nt
Organism: Mauremys mutica (yellowpond turtle)
Lineage: Eukaryota; Metazoa; Chordata; Testudines; Geoemydidae
Product: gap junction gamma-1 protein-like
Exons: 4
Coding region: 628-1800 (390 amino acids)
Biological process (GO): cell communication
Cellular component (GO): connexin complex
Source: RefSeq, a predicted model, not a curated record
AUCCACGCUGCCCAUCCUGGCGUUCGCCCUCCAGCCGGGGCCGUUGGACGGUUUUAAAGUAUCCGCAGUGCUUGGUGCUAACCCGUGGCAGGGCCCGAGUGCAGCAUCAGCACCCCGCGGUCCCAGCCCCGGCUGGGAAGCACCCCGAGAGCCAGCAGGCACCGCGCAGUGCUUGGGUGGCACCGGGCUGGCGCCCUAGCGCGUCUACACAGGACAGUUACUGGGCAUAAGCCAAGGUGUGGGUUUAAACUGCUGGUGCGGUGCUGGAGCGACUCCCGUGGGCACACUGUUCUGGGGUGAGGGGCCUUUCCUAAGACACUGGUAUUGGGGGAGUGGAGUGCUGGCAAGGGGGCACAGCACUCCUGCGACUGGAGGAGCUGCCCAUGUAGACGAGCCCUUGGCUAGGUGAACAGGCGCUGAGAGGAGGCUUCACAGAGAUUACAGUGUGUGCUGUGGAAGAGCCAUGCCCCAACCUCGCCUCGUGCUCUCCCCAGCCCCUCUCUUGUGGCUGCCUUGCCACGCGUCUGGCUUUGCAUCAGAGUGGAGCACCCGAGUUGAGAUCCAUGCGUCCCUCACCGUGAGCCAUUUUCUCCAGUCCUCAGGGUCUGAGCCAUCGUCUGGGCCAGGAUGAGCUGGAGUUUCCUGACCCGGCUCCUGGAGGAGAUCAACAACCACUCAACCUUUGUGGGCAAGGUCUGGCUCACUGUCCUCAUCAUCUUCCGCAUCGUGCUGACUGCCGUGGGUGGGGAGUCCAUUUACUAUGAUGAGCAGAGCAAGUUUGUGUGUAACACGCAGCAGCCGGGCUGCGAGAACGUCUGCUACGAUGCCUUCGCACCCCUCUCCCAUGUCCGCUUCUGGAUCUUCCAGAUCAUCAUGGUGGCCACGCCCUCCGUCAUGUACCUGGGCUUCGCCAUGCACCGCCUUGCCCGCGGGCCAGAGGGCCGCCGGCGGGGAAGCGGGGGCCCGCGGGUGCGCAUGCCCGUAGUGCGGCGGGGCGCCGGGCGGGACUACGAGGAGGCAGAGGAGGAUAACGAGGAGGAUCCCAUGAUCUUUGAGGAGAUCGAGGUGGAGAAGGAGAAGGGCAAGGGCGGGGAGGGGGGCGAGAAACAUGAUGGGCGCCGGCGGAUCCGCCAGGACGGGCUGAUGAAGGCCUACGUGCUGCAGCUGUUGUGCCGCUCGGUGCUGGAGGUGGCCUUCCUCUUCGGGCAGUACGUGCUGUACCACUUUGAGGUGAGCCCCUCCUACGUGUGCAGCCGCAGCCCCUGCCCGCACAUCGUCGACUGCUUUGUCUCCCGGCCCACCGAGAAGACCAUCUUCCUGCUCAUCAUGUACGCGGUCAGUGGGCUCUGCCUCUUCCUCAACCUCCUCGAGCUCUGUCACCUGGGGGUCGGCCGCAUCCGGGACUUGCUGCACCAGGGCAGCGACAGCCCGAGCCCCCACGACAGCCACCCUGGGCCGCACUAUGCCAAGAAGGCCCCCAGCGCGCCUCCCACCUACCACUCGCUGAAGAAAGAGCCCCCCAAGGGCCAACUGGCCAACGGGAAGCUGGACUACAGCGAGAACCUGGCCAGCUCUCCGGCCGAGCGCUCCCGCGAGCACGAGCUGGACCGGCUGCACAAGCACCUCCGCAUGGCCCAGGAGCACCUGGAGAUGGCCUUCCAGCUGAACCCCACACUGGAGACGGCCAGCCCCUCGCGCAGCAGCAGCCCUGAGGCCAACGGUCUCGCUGCCGAGCAGAACCGCCUCAACUUGGCCCACGAAAAUGAAGGAUCUGCUUGCGAGAGAACCACAGGAUUGUGAGAGGCUGGGCCCCUCGGGGCAGCUGCAGAGAUGGCGACGGAAUGGCUGGGACUGGCAAUAUGCUCCUGAGGAGACCACUGGAACCUGGACAGCCUGUGCUGGGGAAACGGGGGGGAGGGGGGGGGGAAGAGACCGGACCACACAGGGUUGGGGGCUGCGCUUCCGAGGAGGGAGGAGGGCUGGGCUGGGAAGCCCUCUGCCUCCUGUGAGGCUCCAGCAGGGCAGGCUGGCAUGGGAAAGUGACUUGGGGGAGGAACAUUCCUUCACUUGUCUCACUUUUUUAGAAAAGGGAAUCUUGUAUUUUUGUACUUUUUAUAAACUUCUCAGUGCACAUCCCCAGCCCCAAACACCUGCGGCCCUCCCCACUGGGACCUUCAGCCAGCCCCAGCCCCCCCCCCCCCCCCACUCAGCAGUGAGGGAUGCUGCACUGUCGUGGGAAAGGGCUUGUGUGCAGUCGCAUGGAGGCUUUCUCACGGUGGCAGGGAGCUGUCGCCGAGUGGGAAUCCCAUGGGAUCCAGCGGGGCUGGGCUUAUGCACACCAUUCCCUUGAGGUCCUUCCUCCGAGCUGGGUCUGACAUCUUCUCGAUCUCGUGGCUGCAACCGGCCUGGGGGAGCCAAGCCAGUGGACACGUCUACCCAGAGUUGCAGGCAGACUGGGUCGCACCGAGCUUUAAAUAUGGGGCAGCCGUUCCCUGUGGGGGGAGGGGAGCUGGUUCCCCGCUGAGCUGCAAGUGGGAAUGGCCAGUCUCUGCGUGGGAGAGCCCAGGUCCCUGGGUUUUUGUCAGGGGGCCUGUUCCCACCUAAUGCUCAUGCUCUCUGGAUUGGCUGGUGUAGGGGGUUGUAGAUUAGCAAGAGGCUGAGCAGGUCUCUGGGGGGAGAAUAGGGCACUACGAGGUGAGGGAGGGCAGGGGCCGUGCUGAGGGGGCAGCUGUGCUGUAAACUCAGCCCCAAGGGCCAAAGACCCGCACUGAUUGUAAAGCAGCUUGUGGAGGCAGCGGCACAAGGCCCCCCCACGUCGCACACGUAGGUACGAACUGCCAGGCUGGGGGCUCUGCCCAGGCCCUGGGGUCUGAUUUGCAUGGGGAAGAGGGACUGGCAUCUCCGGCUCCCUGCCAGCGGGACCAAUGUGGCAGGGGCCCCUACCCAGCCUGUCUCCUUCACUUCCCCUGCCGGCAGCUUUGCACCUGGCUGGCUGGUGCCUGGGCCAAAGCGAUUCGGUUACAUUCCAAGACUCAGGCAUCCCGGAGGCAUCUGCUUUCCUGCCUGGGGCAUGGCGCGGCAAACACGGGUUCCUGUGCUGUGGCAGGGCCUGCCUGCCUUCGGACAGUCCAGAACCAGCUGGGGAAUGCUGGGUGUGUCUGAUCAUCUCAGCCUGGGUCACGUGAUUAUUUUGUCUCUUUGCUUUUUACUCAAACGAUUAUGAAGUUUUUAUAUUUUAGUAAAACUUGGAGAUGUUUUGUA